AUGAAGCGGGAAGGCAUAGGAAGCUUCGGACUUCAAGAGUUGGAGGAGUUGAGAAAUGACUCCUAUGAAAACUCAAGAAUUUACAAGGAGAGGACAAAGCUUUUCCAUGAUAAGUCCAUUACCCGCAAGCAUUUCGAGUUGGGACAUAGGGUUUUGCUUUAUCAUUCGCGAUUGAAAUUAUUUCUUGGAAAGUUGAGGUCAAGAUGGAUAGGUCCGUUUGUUGUGUUAAAAGUCUUUGAGCACGGAGCGGUUGAGAUCCAAAGUAAAGAAACGGGGAAAAUCUUUAAAGUCAAUGGGCAUCGUUUGAAACCUUUCUAUGAAGGUUUUAAUACAAAUGUCCUAGAUGUCAUCCAAUUGGAUGCCCCGGUGAUUGAAAUCGAAAGGGAAGCACGUCUCGCCAAAGACGUUAAGACAGACAUUUUUGGAAAACUUAAAGUUUUCAUAUUUUCUAGUUCCAAAUAA
This is a messenger RNA of Lactuca sativa (garden lettuce), 462 nucleotides long. RefSeq lists its product as uncharacterized. The record is from RefSeq and is a predicted model, not a curated record. Lineage: Eukaryota; Viridiplantae; Streptophyta; Magnoliopsida; Asterales; Asteraceae.